GGGUAUUGUCCAUCCAUGUUGCCUGCCUGCGCAUGCAGUCAGUCCGAUGCCACACCCAACACCAAAACACACACAUACACACACAUGCACGUCAAGAGUAGAAUGGCGGCGUGCUAAUGGCUGUGGUAGGCCAUUCUCACGCACGCGCGAUGGUGGAUUAGAAGAGGGGCAGGGGCACGCACACACGCACACAGACUGGCAUGGAGGCACGAAACAUGGAACACGAGCAUGCGAGCAGUGAGUGAGUGAUUGAUUGAGACAGUCGGUUCCUCCCCCGCCCGCAAGCCAUGCUACCUACCUGCCUACCAUCUGCACCAACCGACCACGUCGCCUCACUCACUUGGCCUUGUUGCCUCCCUCCUUGCGACCCUUGCCCCCCUUGCCCCCCUUGCCAUUCUCUCCCUUGCCCUUCUUGUCUCCCUUGCCCCCCUCCUUCAGCACUAGCUCCAUGUGCAUCCAGCUCAUGAAGCUGUCAUCCACCCCGUUCCCAUCCACACCACACCAAGACGACACCACACUGUACACCGACCCCACUCUCCUCUCUGCCUCCCGCAGCAAAGCCCUGAGGGCGUCGCCAGGGUACGGCUCGACAUAGUCGUCGCAGUCGUUGUAUUGGCCCUGGCCUGGUGCGAGCGACUCUGUGGUGAGUGUCAGGUCAACGCUGGCUUUGGCUGGCUUGAUGGACGUGAGCAGAGACACCACAGACCGAGCGCACCCCUUGCUGAUCUGAUCCUCAUUCGACACGCGCAGCGAUUUGACGGCAGGGUAGGCUAGCUUAGGCACGGGCACGUGGAGAAAUCGGGCAGCUCCCCCUCGUCCAGCCGGAUGUGCAACUCGUCUAGCUCUCGGGCAUGCAGAUACGACACACACUGCGACACGGUGCGAGGGCUCCGUGCCUCCAACCACACCCACCGCACCCCCGCCAGGCUGCCCAGCAGCUGGUCCAGCCUGGCAGCCUCAGCACCGGUCGGCAAGGAGUUGUUGUGGGCAUCGUAGCUUGAUGCGUUGAUGUAGAGGUGCUGGAUGGCCGGCAGGUGUGUGUUGUUGCCGUUCUGGUCCUUGGCCACCAGCCACUCCGGGAUGCUCGUGGUGAGCUGGUGGACGGGGGUGGUGUAGUGUUGGGGGUGGAUGGAGAGCUUGGUGGCCGCGGGAAACGUCAGCAGCGGACCCCAUGUGUCGUGCAGGGGAGCACCGCCGUACACAAACUUGACCUGCGAGAAGGAACAGAAAAAGGAAGAGGGCAGAUAUGAGCCAUUCUCAAGCGUGCGCUGCGUGUCUCCCUCCCCCUGCACCCCUCACUCACUGCGUCGCAUUCGUUCGUCAGGUUGGUGAUGAGUUGGCCUACGGGGCGGCCGUGCGGGGCCGGGGGUGUUGUCGCCGGGCCCUCCUUGCCGCAGUCGAUGAUGAUGUCGUCACACUUGUCGAGAAUGCUACGCUCGAUAUGGUCAUCCUCACUGCACAACACACACACACACGCACACACAACAGACUGUGCCCGUCUCUGCCUGCGGUUUGUUUGGUGCUGCAUGUCUCACUUACCGUGGCAUCCACACGAUCUGGCAUUUGGUCUCCUCGGCCCACGUGAGCAGGUCCUGCAGGGCGAAGUGGUUGGAGCCGCUGCGGUCGGUCAGCUGGCGGCUGAAGUCGGCGCCAAACGAGAAGCGAUGGUGAAUGGUGAUGGUCUUGUCCACACCUGCACACCACAGAUGACACAUUCAGCAAGGAGUGCCUCCGUGUGUGCUACUAAGCUGCCCACCCCCCUCCCACCUUUCAUGUGUUGGGUGCGCCAGUUGGUGUCGAGUGCCGUGGUGAGGCGGCCCAGCGGAUCGUAGAUGUACUCAACGCGACUGACACGGAGCACCACAGACGUAUACACACAUGGUGUGUUUAUGCCGCCAUUCCAUCUAUCUUUCAGCCCUGCUCACUCAGGUACUCUGUAGUCCUUUUUGGGUGGGACGAGGUGGAGACCGCUGAUGCUCGUGAGCUUGGGGCAGCCGCUCAGCGAACUGACAUCCACACGCAUAUGACAUCCACACGCAUACAGACACACAUCCACACACACAUGAGUAUGUAUGCUGUUCAAUCAUAUACCUGGUGAACGCCUCCCACUCAUCCCCCUCGGUGACAUCGAUGACAUCGGCCUUGAUGGAGGUGAUCUUCGGCGAAGCUGACACGAUGUGGGUGGCGCCCGGCAGGUGGGAGAUGCGGUUGCCGGACAGCCCGCCACACACCUUGCCCAUACUCAGCACCUCCAAACUCGGAAACAUCGACUUGCGAUCCCUGACACGACACCCCAACACGUACGACAUGAACCACAUUUGUAUCUCUGCAGCCAACCCAUGCCCUCUUGUCCUUACUUGACUAGGUCUAGGUAGCGCGUGUGGGUGAUGUGUAGCUGCUGGGUCUUCUCAAACACCACCGGCUCCCUAUCCGUCCCCUUCCCCACCCCCGCCCUCUCAGUAUUGCCGACUCUGCCGAAGUAGUGUCUGUUGGGCUCAUGACACACGCGCCUCGGGUCGUCCACACAGAUGCGCACGAGUGUGGCGUUGGACGCCUCGAUGCACUCCACUGCAGCCGGCAGCACAUCCUCGUCGCCGUCGGUCUCGAUGAACGCCGUCUUGAGCUUGCUCUGACCCACACACAUACAUACAGAAAAGCCUCCAUCCAUGCCUAUCCUCCUCCCACCCACCCACCCACCAGUCGUGUUUUGAGUGUGUCUGUGAGUUUGAUCUUCUUCCAGUAGUCGUACUCCUUGUUUGAGAUGGUGAGGUCACGGUAGAGGAUGCCGUAUGUGGCUUCGGUGGUCUUCUUGUGCAGCUUCUGGCACACGAGCGAGAGCGGCUUGCGCUGGAUGGUGGUGAGGAAGCCGCCGACCUCAUACACACACUCAGCCUCGAGGUGAGCCAAACCAACUCUACCAACCUUAUCCUGACACAACGACGAGAAAUCAUGUCCACAGAUGGCAGGUGCCCGGCUGUUGUUUGUUAUUCGCUUACCGAUUCCUUUGCCACCUGCGGCUGCUUCGCCUUCACCUUCACCCCAGCACGCGACAUCUACAGAGAGAGAGGGGGAGGAACAGACCGAAUGGAUGGAUGGAUGGAUGGUUGGAUGGAUGGAUGGAUGGAUGGAUGUGUGUGUGUGUUGUGUGUGUCACCUGUUCGUUCUUCCUCGAAAUUGUG
Messenger RNA from Vitrella brassicaformis, 3179 nucleotides. Lineage: Eukaryota; Vitrellaceae. The record is from the annotation of a GenBank genome assembly.